AUGUAAUAAUAGCAAUCUAAAAAAUCUAAUGAAGGAGAACCAAUAUUUAAUGGAUCAUUUAAAGAUAAAAAUAAAAAAGAUGAUAAAAAAAAGAAAAAUAAAUUGAUUAUGAAUGUGUCAGGUAACUUUGAAUUUAAAAAGAGAUACAAAUUAUGAUGUAGUUAAGUUUGUAGGGAAAAAGAUAUUCAAAUGGAUAUUAUAAUAUGAACCAGAUGGAGUUAAUUGGGAUAUUUUUUGGACAGAUUCAGCUGUUUAAUCAGAAACUUUAGGUAAAAUGUAACGUAAGUUUAUUAAACUAUAUUUGAAAAGCUCAUCAAAAAAUAAAUCAUUUUCCAGGCAUGUAUUCACUAGCUCGUAAAAAUCAUCUAGGAAGAAAUUUGAUGAAAAUGAGAAAACAAUUUCCAAACGAUUAUAAAUUUUUUCCAUAAACUUGGUUAUUACCAGCUGAAUAUGGAGAUUUUAAAAAUUAAUUUGUUAAAGGAAAAGUAAGAACAUUCAUAGUAAAACCAGAGGCAAGUUGUUAAGGUAGAGGAAUAUUUCUUACAAGAAAUAUUAAUGAUAUUAAUCCAACAGAUCAUUAUGUGGCACAAAGAUAUAUGCAUAGGCCAUUUUUGAUUGAUGGACUGAAAUUUGAUUUAAGAGUUUAUGUAUUAUUGGCUGGUACAGAUCCUAUGAGAAUUUAUGUAUAUUAGGAUGGAUUAGUAAGAUUUGCAACUGAAUCAUAUGUUGCUCCAACUGCAAAUAAUUUGGAAGAUGUUUGUAUGCAUUUAACUAAUUAUGCUAUUAAUAAGGAAAAUCCAAACUUUGUUUUCAAUAAUGAUGCAACUAAAAUGGAUAUUGGUCACAAGAGGUCAAUUAAAUCUGUAUUUAGUAAAUUAUAAGAGGAAGGACAUAAUAUAUAAAAAUUAUGGUAAGAUAUGUAUAAUUUGUUUAUUAAAACAUUUUGUACUGUCUAACCAAUUCUUAGUCAUCAUUACAAGUCAUGUUAACCUGAUAAUUAUGCAAAUAAUAUGUGUUUUGAAAUACUUGGAUUUGAUAUCUUCUUAAAUGAUAAAUUGAAUCCAUUUUUAUUAGAAGUUAAUCAUACUCCUAGUUUUACAACAGAUACACCAUUAGAUUCAUUAAUAAAAAAGAAUCUCAUAAGAGAUACUUUAAAAUUGAUGAAUGUAAGUCAUUAAGCUAAAGAAGAAAUAAUUGCAUAAAGAAAAGAGUAAUUAUAAUAGAGGGUUUUAACACGCAAGAAAUAGAAAUUAACAUAAGAAGAGAAAUAACUUCUUAUUUAGUAAAUUUGUGAAUAACGAGAUAAACAUGAAAAUAAUAAUUUAGGAGAUUAUGUCAAAAUAUAUCCAUUAGAAAAUGCUCAUGAAUAUAUUAAAUUCAUUGAUUUUGCAACUUAAUUAUAAGAUAAUUGGACUGGAGCAAGUAAAUCAAAUUCUAAUAUUAUUUAAUAGAUAUUAAAAGAAAUUAAAAAAAGGGCUAAUCUCAAACUCCUUAAUUUCAGUUACCUAAACCUUCAACUAUUCCUAUGAAAAAAUUAAAUACUCCUUAAAUGUUACCAAAAAUUUAUAAAAAAUAAAACAAAAUUCGUUAAUCAACUGAAUCUGAUAAUAAUAUAGAAACUAAAAGUAAAAGAUAAUCAACCUCAAGAAAGGCUACAAAAUAAUAAAAUAGAUAAGUAUCUGAUCCACUUUUGUAAAAAUAGGAUUUAAGUAUUAAAAUUUUGUAGUCACCAUUACAAUAAUAAUAAGUUAUUUAAUAAUAAUAGUAAUUGAAAUCAAAACCAUAUCUAUAAACUAAAUUGUUUGAAUUAGAUAUGGUAAGUCCUCAAAAUAGAUCAAAUUCUUAAAGUAAAAAAUUUAAUUAAUUCAAAAUAUAAUGA
This is a messenger RNA of Paramecium pentaurelia, 1879 nucleotides long. The record is from the annotation of a GenBank genome assembly. NCBI's taxonomy places the organism in Eukaryota, Ciliophora, Oligohymenophorea, Peniculida, Parameciidae.